Molecule: messenger RNA, 1228 nt
Organism: Caenorhabditis angaria
Lineage: Eukaryota; Metazoa; Nematoda; Chromadorea; Rhabditida; Rhabditidae
Source: the annotation of a GenBank genome assembly
AUGUCUUUAUCGGCAGCCAAUCAAUUAUUAGUGUUUGCCUACGGUCGAAAUAUCAAAAAUAAAUUAUUAUAUUGUUCGUCUCGUCCAGGAGAUCGUGAUGCAUCUUCUUUAAUUAUCGAAAGAUUGCGAGAAGUUCUGAUUGAAUCCGCUGAAUCGGAUGAUUUGAAAAUUGGAGUUCCGUUGGCACCAGCGAUGACACAUGCAAUUUGUUGUGAGUUUUUUCUCGGUGUUACUUAUUUUUCAGAGUUACUCUAACUCAAAAAUGAAUUCUCAAAAAAAAGUUUAAUUUUGUUCUACAAAAACUUCGAAAGUUCUCCAGAUAUGAAGAAGGAUAAUAAGCGAAUAACCGCUGAAGCUUGCGCUGAUUCCUUAAAUACCGCAAAUCCGACAUCUUCAACAAAUGAUCAAUCGGAAGAAAGCGAUGAAAAAAGUAUAACUCGCGCAGUUGUUAUUGGAAUCACACCAGUUUGUGGCGGAGAACACAGUUCACUUAUGAAUCUCUUCUUUUCGGCUGCAAAACAGAAUAUUUGUGUUGAUGUGAUUUCGUUGGCCGAUGAUAAUAAUGGCGGGAUUUUACAACAGGCGGCUGAUAUUACUGGAGGAUUGUUUUUGCAUACACCGAAUCCCACUAAUUUAUUGAAAGUUUUGAUGGUAAUUGAAUAGAUCUUUUUUGAAGAUUGGCAACAUAUUUUAAAUUUCGUUUUUUUCAGACUCAUGUUCUUGCUGAUCCUGCUUAUCGUGCAUCUUUUCCACAACCAACUCUUGAUGUGAGAUUUUUUUUCGAAUUUUUAUACCAAAAAUGAUGACAAAUAGUAGGGUGUAAUUCCGGAGCAUCGUUAAAAACCGUAUUGUUUCUCGAUUCGAAAAUUCUGAAUUUUCAUAAUUUCUCUUUGCCGUCAAGGCGGAGCAUCGUUGUUAUUUAUUCAAUUCGAAUUGCGAAUUUCCCGCCUAGAAGUACGGCGUUAACCCGGAGCAUCGUUUAAUUUAGGAGAAAGAUAUCCUAACUUUUAAAAAAUUUUCAAAUUUUGUAUUUCCAACAAUAAUUUUACAGUCAGUUGAUUACCGUGCUUCAUGUGCUUGUCAUCAUCAAUUGGUUUCAAAUGGCUGGGUUUGCUCAGUUUGUUUAUCCGUUUUAUGUCAAUAUAUGCCAAUUUGCAAAGUUUGUAAAUCAGUCUUCAAAAUGACACAUUUACCAAAAAAGAUUCUCAAAAGAAAACGCAAAGAUUAA